GUGACGUUGAGAGGCGAAGUGGUACAGCCCACUGAGGCCCUGCUGAGGGUUCCGCCCCUUCCGCGUUGCCUUUCUUUCCUUUCGGUGCCGUCGGCGCUGCCGCCAUGAGUAUGCUAAGGCUCCAGAAGAGGCUGGCCUCCAGCGUUCUGCGCUGUGGCAAGAAAAAGGUCUGGUUGGAUCCCAAUGAGACCAAUGAAAUUGCAAAUGCCAAUUCUCGUCAGCAGAUCAGAAAAUUAAUCAAAGAUGGUCUGAUUAUCCGUAAACCAGUGACCGUUCAUUCAAGAGCACGAUGCCGUAAAAACACCUUGGCUCGCCGUAAGGGCAGGCAUAUGGGUAUCGGUAAGAGAAAAGGUACUGCCAAUGCUCGUAUGCCUGAGAAAGUUACUUGGAUGAGAAGAAUGAGGAUUCUGAGGCGUCUGCUUCGCCGCUACAGGGAAUCCAAGAAGAUUGAUCGCCAUAUGUACCACAGUUUGUACCUGAAGGUGAAAGGUAACGUGUUCAAGAACAAGCGGAUCCUGAUGGAGCACAUCCAUAAACUGAAGGCAGACAAGGCUCGCAAGAAGCUUCUGGCUGACCAGGCUGAAGCCCGGAGGUCCAAGACCAAGGAGGCCCGUAAACGCCGUGAAGAACGCCUGCAAGCCAAGAAAGAAGAAAUCAUCAAAACUCUGUCUAAGGAGGAAGAAACCAAGAAAUAAUUUCUGCCUUUCUGUGUACAUAGUGCUCAAAGGGUAUCAAAUAAAUCUCUUUAAAAUUAA
This is a messenger RNA of Anolis sagrei ordinatus, 755 nucleotides long. It is a transcript of the gene RPL19, whose product is annotated as ribosomal protein L19. The record is from RefSeq and is a predicted model, not a curated record. Gene Ontology annotation, cellular component: ribosome; cytosolic large ribosomal subunit. Lineage: Eukaryota; Metazoa; Chordata; Lepidosauria; Squamata; Anolidae. Gene Ontology annotation, molecular function: structural constituent of ribosome; RNA binding. Gene Ontology annotation, biological process: translation.